AUGAGAGACAAUUCUACCAAGGCACUCGUAUGGAAACUGAAAGAUCAAUAUUGCGAUGUUUCUGUGAGACCUAUCCGUGACCACAGGAAGCCCGUAGAAGUCUUCAUUCGAAUGCUGCUAUAUGAACUCAUCGAGUUUAACGAGAAUCAGCAGAAAAUCACAGUUCGCUCUAAUAUGAGAUUGAAAUGGAUAGACGAGUAUCUACAGUGGGAACCGAGUGAAUGGGAUGAUAUCUACAACAUUACCCUUCAUAUCAAAGAUAUAUGGAAACCUGAUAUAGCUCUUGAGCAAAAUGUGCACAAAGACGGUAUUAGUAUUACUGACACGUAUGUCAUCAUUCAACAUACUGGUUUAGUAGAUUGGUUAUUCCCUGCCACUACCACAAGCGCCUGCAAGAUCAACAUUAUGUACUUUCCUUAUGAUAUCCAGCAAUGCAAUAUGACUUUUUAUCCAUGGACAUUAACUCGUACUCAGAUGAGAUUAUUUGGACUGAAUGAUGAAGACGCCCUGCAGGAGAGGUUUGUCCGCAAUGGAAUAUGGAACCUGACUAAUUUUCUCCCUGUCAACGAAAGCAUCACAUUCAAGUGCUGUCAAGAUUCAUUUGACCAAGUCGUUUAUAUGCUGACGUUUACCAGGGAAACAUCAUUCUUCAACACGAAUAUAGUCAUUCCGGCCCUAUACCUGACCGUUUUGAUGUUAAUCGGUUUUUGGUUGCAUCCCGAUUCUGGGGAGAAGAUCACCUUCACAGUCACCAACCUCUUGGCUCUCAUUCUCUUCCAGCAGCUGGUUGCAGAAUUCAUGCCACCCAUAGGCGAACCAAGGUCCAUUAUCGUGACAUGUUUCUUCAUCUUGAUAACCCUGAGUGUAUGUUCCGUAAUGCUCACCGUGAUUGUCCUCCAUGUCUAUCACAAGGACGUUGUAUCUCGGCCUCCAUCCUGGGCUUUCUGGCUUCUUAGAAUCUUCAUCAACAGAAACGCAGAAAAGAAAAUGAGGGAUUACUACAAAUAUCUCGAGGCAAAGGAAUGCGAAAGGAAAGAUUCCACUAUCCGAUACAUUUGUGAUACGGUACCACCACCCGCUGUUCUUGACAACGCAUCUCCACCAUCAUCCGAGGUGGUUGGGGAGUCAUCUUCACUCCAAGAGGGGUCAAUUGACUCCAAGGCAUUCAAAGUGAAAUGCUCCAUGGAAUUAUCCAAUAGUUUCAUGUGGAAGCAGCUUGCUCAUGGCAUCGAUAGAGCCUUUGGUACUAUAUUGAGUGCAUGCAUGAUGGGUUGUGCAAUUUAUGCCGUUGUUUCCUUUAGUCAAGCUCCCUAGAUGCCGCAACGAAAAGAAUUGUUAUUUCAGAUUGCAAUAUUAUCUUGCUUAAUGGAAUGCGAUGCGGUUAAGAGAGCACAGAUAUGACAAAACAGAAUUGGAGAGCGUUUCUUAAAAAAAGUUGUCGGACAUGAUGUCGGAUCUGACAAAUACAUUUUCCUUUUAAACCUUUCCUGAUUAUAAGCUAUUAGUGUACAUUGCAGAAACAUGAUCAAAUAUC
Molecule: messenger RNA, 1534 nt
Organism: Lytechinus pictus (painted urchin)
Lineage: Eukaryota; Metazoa; Echinodermata; Echinoidea; Temnopleuroida; Toxopneustidae
Product: neuronal acetylcholine receptor subunit alpha-9-like
Exons: 7
Coding region: 1-1314 (437 amino acids)
Biological process (GO): nervous system process; monoatomic ion transmembrane transport; regulation of membrane potential
Cellular component (GO): synapse; neuron projection; plasma membrane
Molecular function (GO): transmembrane signaling receptor activity; excitatory extracellular ligand-gated monoatomic ion channel activity; transmitter-gated monoatomic ion channel activity involved in regulation of postsynaptic membrane potential
Source: RefSeq, a predicted model, not a curated record